Messenger RNA from Neohortaea acidophila, 1363 nucleotides. Its product is annotated as voltage-dependent anion channel. Lineage: Eukaryota; Fungi; Ascomycota; Dothideomycetes; Mycosphaerellales; Teratosphaeriaceae. Gene Ontology annotation, cellular component: plasma membrane. Gene Ontology annotation, biological process: sulfite transmembrane transport; transmembrane transport. The transcript has 3 exons. The coding region runs from base 117 to 1355 and encodes 412 amino acids. Gene Ontology annotation, molecular function: sulfite transmembrane transporter activity. The record is from RefSeq and is a predicted model, not a curated record.
GUUCGCCGACCACGGCCGCAGUGCACAGCUACGAAAUAUGAUACAUUCCUCGAACAUAUUACUUCAUCGCGCCAUCUCGAUUUACAAGUCUUGCUCUGAUUGAACAACCGCCGACAAUGUCAACCCCAGAUUCCUCAGCGGCUUGCGUAAGAACAACGCAAGCAGGCGAGCGUCCUUGUGAAGCCAAUGAGAAGGGAUGGCGACGGAUCGUGCGCAACUUCACUCCGUCGUGGUUCUCCGUAAAUAUGGGAACCGGCAUCGUUUCCAUCCUUCUACACAACCUCUCAUACAACGGUACAUGGCUGCAAUACAUCUCCUACAUCCUCUUCGCCCUCAACGUCCUUCUCUUCGUCUGCUUCUUCGCCAUAAGCAUUCUCCGCUACGCCAUCUGGCCCAAGAUCUGGCCCGCAAUGAUCCGACAUCCGGCGCAGAGUCUGUUCUUGGGGACAUUUCCGAUGGGGUUGGCGACCAUUGUGAACAUGACUGUGUUUGUUUGCGUGCCAGCUUGGGGCGGUUCGUGGUGGAAAGUCGCGUGGGCUCUCUGGUGGAUUGAUGCCGCUCUAUCAGCGGCAACGUGCCUUACUCUGCCGUUCAUCAUUAUGUCCAAACACGAAGCAAAACUCGAGAUGAUGACAGCCGCCUGGUUGCUGCCGGUCGUCGCGACUAUUGUAGCUUCCGCGUCCGGCGGUAUCGUGGCUUCUGUCAUCCCCGAUCCACAGAAGGCGUUGAUUACAGUCAUUGUCAGCUACAUUCUCUGGGGUACUGGGGUGCCACUGGCCAUGUUGAUUCUCGGAAUCUACCUCCUUCGCCUCACAACAUGCCGACUCCCACCGCGCGAAAUGGUAGUCUCCACAUUCCUCCCCCUUGGGCCGCUGGGUCAAGGCAGCUUCGCCGUUAUGCAGCUCGGCAAAACGGCGCACGAAGUCUUCACCAAGACGCAAACACUCCCCGUCGUUGCCGGCGCGGUAGCCGGCGAGAUCCUCUACGUGGCUGGGUUCUAUCUGGCCAUGAUCAUGUGGGGCUUUGGCUUGGUGUGGUUGUUCUUUGCUCUCGCGAGCAUCUACACCGUCCCACGUUUUCCCUUCAACAUGGGGGCCUGGGGGUUUGUCUUCCCCUUGGGCGUGUACACUGUAGCCACAGUGACACUGGGACUCGAGAUCCCUUCGGCGUUCUUCAGAGUCUUGGGGACCAUCUUCUCCAUCGCCGUCACGCUUUUAUGGAUGACUGUCGGGAUCAUGACCCUGCAGGGAGCAAUUACCAAGCAGGUUUUUGUCGCGCCGUGCCUCAGAGACGUUGAAUCUGAGGAGCUCACGCUAUCUGGUAAGAGGGAGAACAGCUGCAAGGAGAGUGUUUGAAUGGUCGA